Doryrhamphus excisus (bluestripe pipefish) is the source of this 8112-nucleotide messenger RNA. The record is from RefSeq and is a predicted model, not a curated record. Lineage: Eukaryota; Metazoa; Chordata; Actinopteri; Syngnathiformes; Syngnathidae.
AUAUUAAAGACAUUUAACAUUUGUAAUGCUUUAACAUGGCAUCAGAUAUUACAACUCAAUUGUUCUUGCUAUAUAUCUUGAAGUAAUUAAUGUGAAACUGGCUACAAAACAUGUUGAAGUAGUUUUCAUGUGACUAUUUCAGGAUUUGCUUUCCCCAAAAUGGCGGUGUGUCAGUGAAUUUAACUACAAAACAUCUUGGAAUGGUUGUCAUGUGACUAUCCCCGGACAUGGUUUCCACAAAAUGGCGCAGUGUCAGAAAUAAACUCCCUCUUCUGGUUGGCGAAGAAAUUGCAGCCUCCCACCUCGUCUAUUUACCAAAAGAACACAACGCAGAGUUCAAUUUCAGCCAUGUCAGUGCAGACCGGCUACACCAGUACAUGGUUUCCCCAAAAUGGCGGUGUGACAGUGACUUUGGCAACAAAACAUCUUGUAAUGGUCAUGUAAUUGUCAUGUGACUAUCCCAGGACAUGGUUUCCCCAAAAUGGCGGUGUGUCAGGGAAUUUAGCUACAAAACAUCUUGGAGUGGUUGUCAUGUGACUAUCCCAGGACAUGGUUUCCCUAAAAUGGCGGUGUGUCAGGUAAACUUGCUCAUUUUCAACAGAUUAUUUUGUUUCCAUUAACAAUUUUAAUGCUUUAAAAGAAUGCCAAAUAUUGCAAUUCACAAAAAAACUGUAUAUGGCACCCCCAAAAUAUCCUGUCAGAUAAACUAGCUUGAGAUUUCUAAGGGCAUUUUAAAAAAUUUAACCAAAAAAAAAAAUGUUUGGGUCCUCAAUUUAAAGUAUAAUACUGUCUUAGCCUUAAUUCACGUGCUGAAAACUACAUCAAAAUGUGUAAUAUAGCAUCAUUGUUUCUCUGCAAAUAAAUACAAUAGAGUGCAGUAUGCUACGGAGCAGGAAGGCCGCCAUGAUGGCGAGGACGAGAGGUAGGCGGGGCUCAUACAAUGUAUUCACUAGCACGUAGUGUAAAAUAAAGUCAUGCACUGUGUGUGCAUUGUGAUGAAAUGAAUGAAUGUUAGUUACUGAACAGGAUAUAAGUAUAAAUGUGUAAAAAUGCGAUCCAAAAUGCAUUGUUGUAUGCAUGAGUGAGUCAAACAAUGAAAAAGUAUAAGCAUAUGUGUUUACAAAGUACAAGGAAGAAGAGGAACGCCGAACCACAGUGUAUAUAAUAUAAUUUAUUCUUAACAUUAUUACUAAAUAAGACAUUACCGUCUAUUACAUUACAGACUCAUUUUGUUGUUGUUUUUUUUUUGGAUGAGUGUGAAAGUAUGUGAUAGCGGGUCACAGCAUAUUCGUGCUUGUCUGUCUGCGUUUGGGCGUGUGAGAAAGUGAUCAUGUGUGAAGAGAAAAACAGACUAGGAUUGUGUCAUGUCCUACUGCACACGCACUGGCCCCGCGUCUUGUUGACCCAGUUGGUGCUCUUUGACUAAUCCCUGGUGAUUUCUGCGGGUGGUCCGGGAGGAGCUCUCCUCCAGUUUCCUGCACAUUUAAAUAUCAGAUGGCAAAGGCGGUGCUAAGGAACUUCCAAGGGAUUUGACUGAUUGGCCUGCCAACUCAACAUGCAACACUUGGCACACGUCACAGCUAGAACCCGACCGAUGUGGGAUUUAAUUACCGCCGUUAACGUACUAUUUUUGACAGCUUUAAUUUGAAUAUGUUUUGACUAAUGGACCAUAGUGAUCAUUUAUUAAUUCAUUCAUUCUUGAAAGACAGAGAUAAUAGAACCGCGAUAUUGCGAGAGAAUAGUUGGCUUUAAUCUCAUAAGAUUAUAGCUGUUCUUUCCAUUUUUUUUCAAUUUUCCAACAAUUAAAACUAUUUCACUUUCUUAAUUAUUACGUUAGUCCUCAUAUUUUGACUUUAACGUUGAUUCAACUCAACUUAAUUCUCUAAAAAUUGCUAAUUUAUUCAUUGAUUGAUGUUUCGUAAUAUUACCACUUUAAAAAUGAUGUAUUUUUUCUUUAAUAUUUCAACUUUAUGCUGCUAAAAUUAUGUUAUUUUUCCUCAUAUGACAACAUUAUUCUAGUAAAAUUGAGACUUUUUCUCAUAAGAGUGCAACUUUUUAUCUUUUUCUUCAUUUUACAAUUACAAUUUUUUUUACUAUUUUGUUUUUACAAUUACAAAUUUUUACUAUUACUAUUAUUAAUAUUACUACUGAUUUUUUUUCAAUUUUUAUUGUAUUUUUUGUGUUUCUGUUUAAUUAUAUUUUUAGAAUAGGCCAUGGGCCAAUACAAAAAAACCAACAGCUGCAGGCCACAAAUGGCCCCCGGUCCUCACUUUGGACACCCCUGGUCUAUACAGUUUGUGUCUAGUGUUUGGCUGGCGACCGGUCAAGGGCGUAACCCGCCUCUCCCCCAAAGUCAACUGGGAUGGAGUGAUGGACUCCAACUCAUCCGUGACUCUAAUGAGGAUAAGCAGUAUAGAAAAUGGAUGGAUGGAUGUUUGGAUGCAAUUUCUCCUUGUGGUUUAUGGCUCUUGUAACUUGCUUGUUCACGCUGACACACCAGCAGAUAUCAUAACAGAGCUGUUUUUUUUAUAUAACAGUCCAAAUACAAUAUGAAUUUUCAUUUUACAUGCGUGGAAAAUGAGAGCAGCACUAAUCCAAAGUUGCCGUAGUUGAUGUUUUACACCGGACAAGCUGCUUUGUUUGACUAAGACUUGACAGUGAGGACACAGCGGGAGGGGGGGGCGUUGAGCUAAAGCGUCAAAUAUCAGGGACAGGAUUACUUUUCUGUCAAAUGUCUCUGUCGUACAUGCACGGCGGUGAGAUAGACAACUCAAAACACAGAUCAGUGUCCCUGGGCCCUCGUCCUUCCUCCACCCAUCCACCACCAGCCGUUCCCACAAGGCCGUUAACAUCCUAUUGACCUGCUCGCUCAUUAUCAGGUCAGCUUGGAACACACGCACACACACUCACACAUCAGUAUUUUGGUCCGCUUCUGAUCUGCAAACCAUCCCCUCCAAGCCACAGUAGGACGUUGUGUUGUCUCUGUGUUGUUGUCUUUCCACCAAAUCAUUCACUAGGAGCGCGCGGCGCCCAUCGGUGCGUCUCGUCCACAGAUGCUGCCCGAUCCCUGGGGAUGGCCUCGGCUUCCCAGCGUCCCCCCGCUGACUGUCAGUAAACGUGUUGACAUAGAUGUAGUGUGGCUACUAAUGAGCUGCCAAGCAACAACAACUGUCAGCUCCUUAAGUCUCGUCAGUAUUUGACAAAGGAACAUUUGAGCUCAUUACGCUUUUACUCGUAAGAAGCGUAACAAUAGAUUCAUGUAAAGCACAAUAUUUUAUUCCUUUGAAGGCCGAAUCGCCAUCCUUGAAUACAUCUGGCAGACGUUAGAAUGCGGCGUGGACAUUUGCGGUAAUUGAAAUUCACGACAAGUGUGAAGCUGUGUGAUCUUCGUGUAGGCACAAAAGCACGCCUGAUGUUUUACGGCCAUCCAAGCCCGUGAUUAUUUCAACGCGGCGGUUUUGACACGGGCAUACGUGUGCGUGCAGGCAGCCUUGUGUUUGUUUGUGUCGCACAAAAAAAACAGAUUAGCGAAAACACGGAGGUAAAAUAAGCAGCCUGACCUUGCUUUGAAACUGAAAGGCAAUCCUCGGAAUGAUCCGCGGGUCAGUGGCUUUGUCCUUCAGACAGUUAAAGUCUAUCCUUCUCAUCCCCCACCUGUCUACUAUUUAUUCCUCUAGCCCUCACGCCGGCUUUCUGCACCACUUACAUUCAUGUCAUACCUAAUGUAACUCUUAUUCUCCUAACGUUGUGUACUCACACUAGGACAAUGGUGUUGUGCUUGGGCCCACUUCACAACUUCAAUCUGGCACCGUUGGCCAGUGGGGGAGUGCUUUAAUCCACGCUGAAGUUCAGUACACUUCCCUUCCUCUGGAGGGCAGUGCUGGCCCUGAGCAAUCUGCUGCCCUCGACCAGACUGUAGCUGGUGCUCCCUGACAUGCUCGAGCCCAGCCGAGCUUUUCUCAGACGUUUCCCCGUCAGCGUGUGCCCUGCCCCUGCAAGAACAUGGCCGCUGUCAAGGCACAGUCACGUUAAGAAGGGCAGAUAAACUGGGCCCCGAAUCAAGAGGCAGAGGUCUGUGCUCUAAAGAGGGCCUUUCUCGUUCCCUGUAUGGCCUUGGUGUUUGAUCUUGUCAUGACUGGAUUUCACGUUGGCUGACCUUGGGAAGCUUUCUCCUGACGAUGUCAAGCUCGGCCGCGUGUAAUAGCAACAAGAAAACCAAACAUGUCUGUAUGGACCAGGUACUGGAGGUGGACACACAGCUUUGAAGGUACAGCAGAAAGUCCGACCCUGUUCCUCGUUCUUUCACCUCACGCUGGAACUCAGGACAUCUGUGGAGGAAAAACACUUGUCAGAAUGAGCGUGAGUGCAAGUGCGCCAAAGAAAAGGAAAGCUGAUACCGUGGGGGUGAACAUGAACAAAGAUGGCUCCACAGAGAGCAUAUAUGAACCUCCCAACAGUCCAUCAGUGAAGGAUGUGCUACCCAAGCACCAGGGUAGUCCUCUUCUUAGACGUCGACCUCAAUGGACUUGCUCAGAGACUAACAUUACUGAUAGUGGUAAAAGUGGAGACGACAAAGAAGAACAGAUGCCUUCAACAGCAGGAAGGCUAAAGUCUUUACACACUUGGCUGCAAGCAAAAAACGGACAUCGGAAUGUUCCCGGAAAAGGAAAGAACCAGUCUGCUAGGAACUUGACAGACGUGUUAAGCACCAGCCAACCGGUGUUGACCUGCAUCGGCCUUGGCAAGAGGACAGAGAGGAAGUCCUCUCCAAGUGACGAGCAGACACAAAGUCAACAAGAAGUCAAAAGCCAACAUGAAGACGUAACAAAGGACAACGUUUGGACCCCGAUCGACUGUUCUCGACCUUGGGCGCCCUUCCACCACACUUGCCGCCAGCCCGGUCGUGACUUGUGGGUCUGCACUGGCAACUUGUUGCCUCCUCGGGCAACAGAAUGGGAUCGUUUCGAGAGUUUGAUUCGAGAACUGGACAGAAAAGAAUCUCAUCUUUCUUCUAGCGAAAUGACCGACCAAACCACAGAAGUCAAAUUGACCAAAUCUGGAACAUCGGGCACCCCCACGGAGUUGACCCCAGUCAUGAAACUCCAAUAUGAUACAGGAUCUUCGCUGAAACCCAAUGGGCUUCCUCCCAAACUGGGACAGAAGGAGGACGUACCAGAAGCUGAACCAACGCCCACUGAGAUGCCAGUCGACCAAAAAGAUAUCGACGACAAAUCAACAGAAGCAGAAGAGAAGCGAGAGUUUGGUGUCAGGAAGAAAGUCGUGAAAGGACACAAGCUGUCCAGCACAUCGCUGGAAAGCCUCUACAGCCUCAACAGCAGACAGAGCUCCUCAAGCGGCGUCACCAGCGGGUCGUUCUGUUCCAGUAACCGAGACAGUCUGAGGCUAGAGGACGAGGUCUUGUCCACGAGGCAGUUCUGUGGGCGAGCGAGGGUCCAUACGGAGUUUGUGCCAAGUCCGUAUGACACCGAAUCCCUCCAACUUAAGGUUGGAGACAUGAUUGACAUCAUCCACAAGCCCCCCAUGGGAAUUUGGACCGGAAUGUUGAACAACAAAAUCGGCAACUUCAAGUUCAUCUACGUGGAUUUAACAGAGGCGGGCCCCGAGACGCACAAGGAGGCGCAGAACCCCGUUUCAAGACAGAGAUCUACAUCCACCGUCCGUGAAGUGUUGAAGCGCCUCAGCUUGGAGGAAUAUUCAACGUCUCUUCAGCAGAACGGUUACCAGACGGUGGACGACUUGAUGAGGUUGAGGGAGCAACACCUGACGAAGAUGAACGUCUCCGACCCAGAACACAGGCGUCACCUGCUGGCCGCCGUCGAGUCCUUGCGACAACUCUGCUCUAAUUGUCACUUGGAGAAGGAGUCCAAUGAAGAGGCCGAGACCCCCUCCCCCUCCCCCACCCCCGGUGAAAACAUGAAGGCAGACAUGAUGAACUGCCCUCGAGACUCGGGCUGCCACCAGCCAUCUGACAACGAGGUCACAGACCAUCUUUCUCCUGGACACCUUCAACCUGCUGAGAUGACGGCUUCAUGACGCGAUGUGGCGGAUGACUUUUUCAACUUAAACAACGCUCAUGUUGAGCUUUGACUAUUCUGACUAUAUUAGACCCCCCAGCCCCCUCGCCGCCGCCCCACCCCCCAGCUUUUGGCAAAAGUCAUUGAUACGGACAUAAAAAUGGCCGUUUUUGCCACAAGGCUCACACCUCCAGGUUCUCCUGCUAGAUUGAGGUUCUCCCCUCGAAUUUCAGCUCAACAGUUGCAAUAAAAGUGACUGUUGGAAUUAUUAAUAUGAAAUGUAUAGGUAUAAUAUAUAGCCACUAAUUAAUAAUAAUAAUAAAAAGAUGUCACGGUGUAGCCUUUAGCCUGGUCGUCAGGCCUGCAGGCUAAAUCAUCCUCAUCCUCAUCCUCAUUUUAGCAUCUCCUAGCACACAACUAUGGUGCGUUCAAGGACCACAGAACAAACUGUAGACAUAAACAUGUCAAAAACUUUUGGGCUAUUUUACCUGUGUUAUCGCAUAUUUAUGAAUUAUUACCGACUUAUGGUAAAUGAAAUGUGUUUUCUGUGAAAAAGGAAAAAUAUUUUCAGAGAAAACAAAUAAUUUACCCAAAAAUCUUAAUGAAAUAAUAAAUGUUGGCUUCCAUUCAAAGCAAAUGAAUCCAAUUGCAACAAUGGAGUUUAUGGAAAAUGAAAACGAAAACAUGAGCUUUUUUCGAGGAUUUCUGCUGCUUUUCUGGUCUUUUGAUCCUUGGAUGCAUGCUAGAAUUCCAGGGGGCGGAGCUACCUGUGCACACCUGAUUGCACUCAGCAACCAGGCCUUUAUAAGCCGUGUGGGUUUGAUUCCUUUGUCUUCACCGUGGUUGUUACCUGUGUGUGUGUCAUUGUGAUAAUUAGUACUGUUCCGUUUUUUUCGCUUGUAUUGUAUUUACCUCGUACCCGUGCUAUUUUGGUUAUCUGCCCCCCCACCCAUGCAAAAGAACCUGCGCAAGUCUCCUCAUGAUUUAUUUUUAUUAUUUCAAAUGCUUUAUAUUGUCAUAUUUCAACGCUGCUACUUAUAUUGGUUUAUAUUGUCAUAUUUCAACGCUGCUGCUAAAAUGACAUUUUAUUCUCCUAAAAUUGGGAUCUUUUCAUCUGCCCCCCCAACCCACCCAUGCAAAAGAACCUGCAAAAGUCUUUUAAUGAUUUAUUUUUAUUAUUUAAAAUGCAAUUCUUUAUCGCCAUUCUGAAUGGAAAGUAUGCAAAAGAAGUCAAAAAAUGGUGGGAACUUCGCUCUUUGCUCUUUUUCUCCCAUUUUUCCUUCUUUUUUUAAUUUUCAUUUUCCAAAUAUUUCAACUUGCUUCUUAAAUAAAAUCUUUGUCAAUUUUAUUUUCGGAUUAUCAUGACUUUAUUUCCAUAAUAUUUUGACUUUAUGUCCAACUUUUUCCCCCAACCAAAUUUUCUAAAAUUUACAACUUUAUUUUGUUUAUUUUGUCAUAUUUGUUUAUAUUGUCACAUUUCAAUGCUGCUACUAAAAUUACAUUUUAUUCUCCUAAAAUUGGGAUCUUAUUAUCUGCCCCCCCCCCCACCGAUGCAAAAGAACCUAAUAAUAUACCCCAAUUUUCAUACUAGCUUGGCAUUAUUGCCAUAAUAUUAUAACAUUUUCAUUAACAUUUUAUUUUUAGAAUAUUAUGACUUUAUUUCCAUAAUAUUUUGACUUUAUGUCCAAUUUUUCCCCCAGUCAAUUUUUCCAAAAUGUACAACUUUAUUUUGUUUUUUUUUGUUUCUCAUAUUACAACUUUUUAAAAUGUCAUAUUUCAAUGCUGCUACUAAAAUGACAUUAUUUUAGUUUAUUCUCCUAAAAUUGGGACCUGUUUUUUCUCUUAAUAUUUUGCUUUUAUGACCAUAAAAUGACAGAUUUUUUUUCCAUUUCUGCUGUUUGUUUUUAAAUUUUCCAACUAUUUCAACUUUUUUUCUUGUAAAUGAUAUUUAUGUAAUAUUAUACCCCGAUUCUCAUAAUAGUUUGGCAUACUUGCCGUAAUAUUAUAACAUUUUCAUUAACAUUUUAUUUUCAGAAUAUCAUGACUUUAUUUCCAUAAUAUUUUGACUUUAUGCCCA